This is a messenger RNA of Ostrea edulis (European flat oyster), 5635 nucleotides long. RefSeq names its product tripartite motif-containing protein 3-like. The transcript is spliced from 2 exons. NCBI's taxonomy places the organism in Eukaryota, Metazoa, Mollusca, Bivalvia, Ostreida, Ostreidae. Gene Ontology annotation, molecular function: ubiquitin protein ligase activity; zinc ion binding; translation repressor activity. Gene Ontology annotation, biological process: protein polyubiquitination; negative regulation of translation; proteasome-mediated ubiquitin-dependent protein catabolic process. The record is from RefSeq and is a predicted model, not a curated record. Bases 61 to 1785 code for a protein of 574 amino acids.
UCUGAAAACACCCGUUCAAAAAUACGCAGAUAUCCACAGGAGAGAGGUGGGUGAUUUUCGAUGAGGAAUUCUUAUAAAAAUAUGUCGUUCAGAAAACCUCCAGCUCCCCGACCGAAAAACAGGGUCGCCAGUGUGUUAGGAGAACUGGAAAAAACAUUCCCGCAAUCAUCAGUCCGUUCAAAUAAGGCAACUUUGAAUUCCUCACACGUGCGCACGCACCACUGUACCACAUCCUCAUCUGUUGGGAAAACUGACAUCGCUCGCCCCACGGUCCAAAAUACUGAAAAUGCAACGCCCCCGUGUCAAAAUCACCCCAGCCACAGGUGCGAACAGUAUUGUUCAGAAUGUGAGACAGUAGCAUGCUUAGAAUGCAUUUUGUCUGGUCAACAUAAAAAUCAUGACGUACAAAACAUCUCGGUUUUCUAUGAUACGACGAGGGAACUUAUCUUGAAAGACACACAAGAACUUGCAAGUUUUAUUUCGCCGUUUUAUGAUACAAUUAUGUCGGAUAUUGAAAUAACACACACAAUUGUUGCAACUCAACACGAAGAGAGAAAGAAAACAAUUUUGGAACUGGGAAAGGAUCUUCACCAGAUAGUUGACAAUAUCACCAAAAAAUAUUUGGAAGAAGAGGAGAAAAUGGAAACAGACGACAUAGAAAACCUACAAUCUCUGGAGAGGAAAAUCCUUGCACUGAGAAACCAAGUUCGACUAACGAUAGAAGAUAAUAACAGAAUACUCACCGAUAGAGAUUUCUACAAACCCAUUCAAAAACUUCAUCAGUAUACAUCCAAAAACCACCAAUUCAGGGACGUACCGGAGAGAUUUGAAAUAAUUGUCUCCGACUUCCAUCCAUCAAAACCAACAGACACAGAGCUGUGCCAAAUCAUCGGACGUCUAGACCCAACCGUAACAAAACCGAUCCAAAAACAACGACUACCGGCCUUGAGGAAAGGAAUCGAUAAAAGUUCCGAAACAGUGGGUACUGUUCACCCACACGUGUUAAGCAGUGUACAGACCGGGUUUACCCGCACUGCAAGGGUGUCUUGUUCUAAGCUGCACACGGACCAGUUCGUUGUCUGUGGCGACAGCAAGGUGAUGAAAUAUUUCAGUAAAGGGAAACUCCUGGAAGAAGUUACCACCCAAACUGGGAACGAGCCAUUUGAUCUGGCAGUCACUAGAGAUGGACAUCUGGUUUACAGCGACUGGGAUGAUAAAAGUAUCGAUAUAGUGAGAGAUGGAAGGGCGCAAUGUCUGAUCAGAUUACUGGGUUGGAGACCGCAGGGCGUCUGCUCCACCUCCACGAAUGACUUACUCGUCACAAUGAGAAUGGACGAUUCAUCUCAAAGUAAGGUAGUCCGUUACUCCCAGGCCAAAGUCACACAAGAGAUUCAGUACAACGACAGUCGUAACCCCCUGUAUUCUAAUCCAGCCUUCAUUGAAGAAAACAAAAACCACGACAUUGUUGUUAGUGAUUGGAACACCCAAGCUGUUGUCGUAGUAACGAGAAUGGGGAAGUUUAGGUUCUCUUACACCGGAAAUCCGGGGUCAAAGACGGCUAAACCGUUUAAUCCAUAUGGAGUUGCUACAGACAGUAUGUGCCAUAUUCUGAUCGCCGACUUUGACAACAAUGUGGUACACAUCCUUGAUCGGAAUGGACAGUUCGUUUUCUACAUAGGCAGCUGCCAUUUGCAAUAUCCAUGGGAUCUCAGUACUGACUGUAAUGACAAUCUGCUUGUUGCCGAGUGUUAUUCUAACGACGUAAAACAAAUUAAAUACUUCUGAUAGGCGAAUUCUCAUCAUCGAUUGUCGAAAGUAUUAUGAAAUAGUUAACACACGGAGGACCAUUACCUCGAUAUGUUGUGAUAUACUUAGCCACUAUACUUGCUUGUAUAGACGUUUAUAAAUCCGUUGGCUGUCUGGUGAAGGAUGUCGAUGUUGCUUGUCUAGACGUAUAUAAAUCCGUUGGCUGUCUGGUGAAGGAUGUCGAUGUUGCUUGUCUAGACGUAUAUAAAUCCGUUGUCUGUCUGGUGAAGGAUGUCGAUGUUGCUUGUCUAGACGUAUAUAAAUCCGUUGUCUGUCUGGUGAAGGAUGUCGAUGUUGCUUGUCUAGACGUAUAUAAAUCCGUUGUCUGUCUGGUGAAGGAUGUCGAUGUUGCUUGUCUAGACGUAUAUAAAUCCGUUGGCUGUCUGGUGAAGGAUGUCGAUGUUGCUUGUCUAGACGUAUAUAAAUCCGUUGUCUGGUGAAGGAUGUCGAUGUUGCUUGUCUAGACGUAUAUAAAUCCGUUGUCUGUCUGGUGAAGGAUGUCGAUGUUGCUUGUCUAGACGUAUAUAAAUCCGUUGGCUGUCUGGUGAAGGAUGUCGAUGUUGCUUGUCUAGACGUAUAUAAAUCCGUUGUCUGUCUGGUGAAGGAUGUCGAUGUUGCUUGUCUAGACGUAUAUAAAUCCGUUGUCUGUCUGGUGAAGGAUGUCGAUGUUGCUUGUCUAGACGUAUAUAAAUCCGUUGUCUGUCUGGUGAAGGAUGUCGAUGUUGCUUGUCUAGACGUAUAUAAAUCCGUUGGCUGUCUGGUGAAGGAUGUCGAUGUUGCUUGUCUAGACGUAUAUAAAUCCGUUGGCUGUCUGGUGAAGGAUGUCGAUGUUGCUUGUCUAGACGUAUAUAAAUCCGUUGUCUGUCUGGUGAAGGAUGUCGAUGUUGCUUGUCUAGACGUAUAUAAAUCCGUUGUCUGGUGAAGGAUGUCGAUGUUGCUUGUCUAGACGUAUAUAAAUCCGUUGUCUGUCUGGUGAAGGAUGUCGAUGUUGCUUGUCUAGACGUAUAUAAAUCCGUUGGCUGUCUGGUGAAGGAUGUCGAUGUUGCUUGUCUAGACGUAUAUAAAUCCGUUGGCUGUCUGGUGAAGGAUGUCGAUGUUGCUUGUCUAGACGUAUAUAAAUCCGUUGGCUGUCUGGUGAAGGAUGUCGAUGUUGCUUGUCUAGACGUAUAUAAAUCCGUUGGCUGUCUGGUGAAGGAUGUCGAUGGUCUUAUGAAAGUUACGUAUUGCGUGUUAUCUGCACACAAAACUGAAGCUGUAUCGAACUUUUUUUUUUUUUUUUAAAUAAUCUACUUGUAAAUAUUUUAUACAAUUUUCAAACAUAUGAAUUUCAAACAAGUUUUAAGCAAUUUCAUUAUUAAAAACAAAACAAACAAAAAAUACCCGUAAACAUUUAAAUUGCUUGCUUGUGUAAAACACAUUCCAAGCAAGUUUAAUGCACAGUACGUCAUCAUUCAAAGCCGACUUUGAAAGAUUUAAGACCCGUAUAUGCACUUCGGAAAUUUGUGAGUUAAGAAAACAGUCGAUGACUACACCUGAUCCUUUUCUAUUCGUUUCAUCCUUGCCGUUUCAUUUGCUCAUUUUCAUCUAUUUUGCAUGCAUGUUAUAAUUUUGUUGAUUUGUCAGUACUGUACGACAUAUAGGGAGCGCCAAAUUAAUUAACAUACACUCAAAUAAUUGAAGAUAUCACCAAUUCAAUAAUUGCGCGCAUAAAAUCAAUUAUUGUCCUCAUCACUUCAGUUGAUGAGAGCAGUAAUUGAUUAGAUGCACACAUUAAUUCAGUUGAUGAGAGCAGUAAUUGAUCAGUUGAUGAGAGCAGUAAUUGAUCAGUUGAUGAGAGCAGUAAUUGAUUAGAUGCACACAUUAAUUCAGUUGAUGAGAGCAGUAAUUGAUCAGUUGAUGAGAGCAGUAAUUGAUCAGUUGAUGAGAGCAGUAAUUGAUCAUUUGAUGAGAGCAGUAAUUGAUUAGAUGCACACAUUAAUUCAGUUGAUGAGAGCAGUAAUUGAUCAGUUGAUGAGAGCAGUAAUUGAUUAGAUGCACACAUUAAUUCAGUUGAUGAGAGCAGUAAUUGAUUAGAUGUACACAUUAAUUCAAUUGAUGAGAGCAAUAGAUUUGAUGUGCAUAUCAAUUCAAUUAUUGCUCUCAAUUCAAUUGACGCGCGCAUCUAUGUAGUGGAAUUAUUGCUCGCAAGUUGCAUUUGGAGCUCAGUAUAAAUGAUUUGAUGAUCUCUAUAAUUCAAUUGAAGAUAAUCAUUUCUCACAUAAUCACCAGUGUGAUAUUGACUUUACCCAUGUGAGACAGCCAUGUGAGAUUUUUCUGUCUCACAAUGCUGCGACGUCAUUUGAUUGUGACGUCAUAUAUUUUCUAUGAUUUACGUUACACGGUGAAGAUUUACGUUACACGGUGAAGUAAAAAUAUUUUGCAUUGUUAUCUUUGAAUUUUAAUUUAUAUAGCUUUCUGGCGGACAACCUUGGAUUUUUUAGUUUACACUUACAAUGUAAACCAUUUUCGGGUAUGCUCUUUCUGCCUAUCUAAUUAGUUUUUGCAUCAAAGUUCAAAUGAGGAUUUUGAUAAUUUAGAAUUUUCUCAAAGCUCCUAAAUUUAUACACUAAACUGUAGGUAAAAUGUGAGAAAAAUAAUCCUUCAUUAUUUACUCGUGUGGGAUAGGGAAAUUCCACCUCUGGAACAAGAUUCGCUGUCUAGGACUCGGCAAAGCCUCGUCCUAGACUGCGAAUCUUGUCCCCUCGGUGGAAUUUCCCUAUCCCACACUCGUACUAAUGAAGGAUUCUAUUAAUCUUUAAUUAUUUAAUAUUUUGUUUGUAUCAAUUCUUUUAAUUGGUCUCUCCAAAAGAAUUAUUGUGUGCAUCAAUUGAAUAUUAAUGUGUGCAUUAGUUGAAUUGUAGCGCGCAUCAAUUCAAUCGCUGAUACCACCAAUUCAUUUGAAGAGAGCAUCAAUUCAAUUAUAAUGUUCAUCAAUUUGGCAGAAUAAUUAAUGUUAUCAUUAAUUAUUUGAAGAGAUCUUUAAUUGAAUUGUGCGCAUCAAAUUCACUGAGACAUCUUCAAAUAAUUUAAGAUAUCUUCAAUUAUUUUAGUUUAUGUUCAUUUGAAACUCCAUAAUCAUAUGGAUCAUGCGGGUAUACCAAAUUUGAAUAGAAUCGGUUAAAGUUGGGGAGAUCCCAUUAGUACUGUUUUAUCUGAAUAAGAUGAUUGUUUUCUAUAUUAAUUAAUGUACGUUUUUAAUGAAAUAAACAGUUCUUCUAUCUUUACAUCACACGGUUGUUAUUUAGUGUCUAGUUAGGACUACAAACCUGUACAAUAUACAGAGUCACAUGUAUGUCUCAGAUUCAUGUAUACGUCUCAGAUUCAUGUCUAUAUCAUUUUUGAUAGGACACAGAAAGUAGCAAGAACAGGAAAGAUCUCAUAGCAAGAGAUAAAAUGACAUAGAUCGGGUAAGGGCGGAAAGCGCAUUCAUUGUGUCAUAUUUAACUUAAUCUUUAUCUGAAGCAUACACGCAUGGUAAUGUGCUACAUGAUAUGAAGAACAAGAAUACAAACAGCUAGCAAUUCAUUUUUAUUGUUAUCAAAAUGUUCAUCCUAAUGUCAGGUGAAACAUCAAUUAACAUAUGAAUAUAAAAAUAUAUAUACUAAAUAAAACUUUAUGACUAAACACAAGUCAAUAAUUUAGUAUUACAAUUUCAUGUGAAUUUUAGUACUUCUGUACAUGAAUAAGAUGUUCAGUAUAUAUAAAUAAUAAAGAGUUUAUAGUAUACACCUGUAUGUGGAUUAAAAGUAAUCGCCACACUCCGUGAAAGACAGUAUUGUUAGAGUAACCC